GGUCAAGCCAUACGUGCACAUGGAGUACAUCCCGGUGACCGGCCAGAAAAAGUACUGCGACAUGAUGCGGGACCUCUCCGGCGCCUGCGACAAGGAUAAACAGACGGCGGACUACCUGGAGGGUACCGUGUACAGCAAGAACCAGGCGGUCAUCAUGGUCGGCAACCUGGCGGACCUGCCGGCCGGACAGGAACACAAGGUGAACCACAUCGCGCGCUGGUACAAACCCUGGUUCUACAGACACGCCGAGAGCUUCCUGAGCGGGGGUCGGGCGGACGAGUACAUUCCGCUGCGGGAGUACCUGCUGCGCCACAACCGCGCCAUCUUUUGGGUGGUCGAGGCCAUGAUACCGUUCGGCAACAACCCGAUCUUUAGGUUUUUCCUUGGUUGGCUGCUGCCGCCGAAGCCAGCCUUCUUGAAGCUCACUACAACUCCAGGAGUCCGGGCUAUGACUUUCACCAAACAAGUAUUUCAAGACAUCGUUCUUCCCAUGAACAUUCUUGAAAAGCAGAUCGACAUAAGCGAGGAGCUCUUUGACACGUACCCCGUGUUGAUCUACCCGUGCCGUAUAUACGAUCACGGGAAACACACGGGUCAGCUGCGUCCCCCGAGGCCUGACCAGCUGUGCCCUGGUGCCGGCUGGGCCAUGUUUAACGACCUGGGCGUGUACGGCGUGCCGGGACCGGUGCGACGCAAGCAACGAUACGAUGCCGUUCGCCAGAUGCGCGCCAUGGAGAAGUUUUGCCGGGAUGUUGGCGGCUACCCUUUCCUUUACGCCGACAUCUUCAUGUCGCGGAAGGAGUUCGAGGAGAUGUUUGACCUGACCGCUUACGAGCGCGUUAGGGACAAAUAUCACGCCAACGGUGCCUUCCCUCACCUGUACGACAAGGUGAAGCCCGAGAUUGACGUGGUGGCAGUCGGGGAGGAGUACAUAGACCCGCUGUAGAGUCUCGCCCCCCGAACUCCGCUGCGCCGUCUGCAGUAUGCCGUUCACCAUCGUGCCACGACACCUGCCGUUGAAUCACGUCUAAGAGUGACAUGUGCCGCGUUUACCAAGCUGUCUGAUGGCGACCGACCUGUUACAUCUGAAGCACGCGUGCUGGUGCAGUAUGUGCUGGCACUGAUGCGUGCCACCCAGUGGCACGUGUUUGGGGACGGCAUGUGCUGACGCGUCAUUCGAGAGUGUGCAUCAAGUUGGCUGGUAGCAUCAAGCCUUUUGUGACGGGUACCACUCCUGCAGCUUUCGUCAAUAUAUGGACGGAUGGUCACCACG
Messenger RNA from Pollicipes pollicipes, 1273 nucleotides. RefSeq names its product delta(24)-sterol reductase-like. Gene Ontology annotation, cellular component: membrane; cytoplasm. The record is from RefSeq and is a predicted model, not a curated record. The coding region runs from base 20 to 946 and encodes 308 amino acids. Gene Ontology annotation, biological process: steroid metabolic process. The transcript has 9 exons. Lineage: Eukaryota; Metazoa; Arthropoda; Thecostraca; Pollicipedomorpha; Pollicipedidae. Gene Ontology annotation, molecular function: Delta24(24-1) sterol reductase activity.